AUGACAAAAUCCCCAUGUUAGAACACUCCGCCCAACAGGUCUACCCCGUAUUAUAAAUGUAACAGCAGUAUACAUAUGCGCUAUACAGUGGGAUAUUUCCCGCGCGAUAUUCCAUUGUCACCGUUUCACCAAGGCAGCGCGAGCAGACCGUGAAGAUGACAGCCGUGCUUGACGUCCCCAAACCCAGAAUCAACUCGUCCAUGCUGUCGCAGUACCCGGGCCGGCCGGUCUGCUUCGUUGGACAUGUUGACAAGGUUCACCCAACAGGGAAGAUGUUCAAGAUGCUGGACGGAGAGGGCAAAGCUGCUCAGGUGGAGCUCAACGACCCUCUUGAAGAGGAGCUGUCCGGCAUAGUGGAGGUCAUUGGAGUGGUGUCCAACAAAGGAACAAUAAUGGCUUCCACAUAUAAUAUCCUACGAGAAGACAAGGGCAUUGCUUUUGAUUUAGAGCUGUAUAAUGAAGCCCUGAAAGUCAUCCACGAUUACCCACAGCAUUAUCCUUUCCAAGUGGCUGCAAGUGAAUGAGCAUUUGCCAGGGGGAUUUUUCUUACUAAAGCUGGUUGAUUUUUUUUUUUUUUUUUUUUUUUCCAGUUUUCAUGUUGUUUUGUGUUCAGUUUGUGUUCAUCCAUCUGUACAAAAUAUGCCAAGUAAUAAAAAUAUAACCAUUAAAGAA
This is a messenger RNA of Myripristis murdjan (pinecone soldierfish), 672 nucleotides long. It is a transcript of the gene rpa3, whose product is annotated as replication protein A3. The coding region runs from base 156 to 524 and encodes 122 amino acids. The transcript has 4 exons. Lineage: Eukaryota; Metazoa; Chordata; Actinopteri; Holocentriformes; Holocentridae. Gene Ontology annotation, molecular function: damaged DNA binding; single-stranded DNA binding. The record is from RefSeq and is a predicted model, not a curated record. Gene Ontology annotation, biological process: DNA replication; double-strand break repair via homologous recombination; mismatch repair. Gene Ontology annotation, cellular component: DNA replication factor A complex; nucleus; site of double-strand break.